AUGGAGAAAUCGACUCAAGAUCCCGAACCUUCAGCAAAGAGGUAUCGCUGGACUCAAAAGUACAGGAAAGAGUGGGUGUCAGACGCAGACUUUGUCAGGUGGCUUAGACAAUCGAAACAUCAGCCUUUUAUGGCGACAUUCACUUUAUGCAACAAGGAGCUUAGGAAAGGUUCGGUCUAUGCUGCUGGUAGUAGAGGAGGUAAACUGAUCGACCGCAGAACGGAUAUUUCUGUUGUAUCUGCAAAGUUGGAAAAAGAAGCUGACCACAGCAAGCCUACCAAUUAUUAUAUGAUUACAAAAGUAACGUUAGCACAGCAGGAUGGAGAAACUGCACUACAACUUGCACAGAGUCGCAAUUGUAACGAUGCUGCAGAUGCAAUCACAUCAUAUGCUGGCAGGUCAUCAUCUGCAUCGUCAGUGUUAUCUUCGCCUGUUAACAAAGCAGAGGCAGUGACAACUGGAGAGGUACUGCAGCCCACAUUUGAAAAAGGGGAUGAAGUGAGAGAAGACAUCAGCGCUGUAAAUGGCAUCGUAAAUGAAAUGGAGGCUAUAGCUAAAGAAGAGAUCAUAAGUGAAGAAGCUAUAGUUGAAGGAGAAAUUUUUGUUACAGCAAGUAUGCAAAUCAACACGAAGCAGAGUGAAUGUACAGUUUUGAGUGGUAUAAGAUUGCUUGUGUGUAAUUAUAGUCUGUGUAAUGUUUCCGUACCAUAUUUUAUAGCACUUAGAUCAAGUGAAGACGACGUCAGCAAUCUAAAUUACAAAAGUACAUUAAAUUUAUCAUCACAAGAAACAGUUACCAAUGGUCAAAAAAGAUCGACAAAAUCUCUGCGUGAUCUUGAUCUCAGCAUGGUACUGAUUGGGAUCCUGUUGGGUGCUGUCGUUAAUAACUGUUUCAGUUGGUGGUACAUAAUGCUUGCUGCUCUUUCUGUACUCGCUGUAAUGUUUUGUUAGUUUGCACAUAUGUUUAAUGCGCGAGAUAGUGAUUUCGCAGUAUAUUCUGAAUUAUUAUACAUGCUAUUAAAACU
This is a messenger RNA of Corticium candelabrum, 1025 nucleotides long. RefSeq lists its product as uncharacterized. The record is from RefSeq and is a predicted model, not a curated record. The transcript has 7 exons. NCBI's taxonomy places the organism in Eukaryota, Metazoa, Porifera, Homoscleromorpha, Homosclerophorida, Plakinidae. The coding region runs from base 1 to 951 and encodes 316 amino acids.